Molecule: messenger RNA, 267 nt
Organism: Seminavis robusta
Lineage: Eukaryota; Bacillariophyta; Bacillariophyceae; Naviculales; Naviculaceae
Source: the annotation of a GenBank genome assembly
AUGAGCGAUCACCCCAAAGAAGGAUCGGAGAAAGAGGCGUCCAGUAUACAUAGUGAUGUUUCAUCUGCAGGAGAAAGAAAGGGGGCCAGUGGAUCUGGUCAAGAGGUCCGAAGAACUGAUGCCUCGAACACCAAGACGGCGACACCUACUGCUUGUGCUGCCGUCUUUUCCUCGCCCUGCAUGAUGACAGAGGCAAUGCUGCUGGGUCAAUACCACCAAGAUGUAGCACAGCAGGAUACCACACAAGAUACCAAGGAGUCAGCCUGA